UGUUUUAUUUCCUCUUACAUUUUCAAAGAUACCGUACAAUUGAUUUGAGACUUACCCGUUGGACUUUGUCAUUUAAUUGGGAGCGGACUUUAAUCACAAUAAACUAUUUUUAACGCCAUAUCGGCCAGUUACUCGGAAUCAAGUCAAAUUGAAGGUUGCAGGGAACCCCUUCUUUGAAAUACGACACUCCACCAUCCCAUGAUGAGUGGAGAAGUGGGAGAGAUGGAGAUGGAGGAUCUCAACAAGCAAGAGGAUAGCAACAAGCAGAACACGGCUCCCAAGUCGGCUCCUAGCCCGAGGCCUGGGCGCUUCCAGGUGAACAUCGUCAGCGAGAACCCUGAAGCUGCCCCGAAAGAGAACAAGGACAAGACUUCUCCCAUUCACAGUGAGCCCAGCUCCGGCGGACAGUCGACUCCGAUGGGCAAUGAGGACUUUGACCAGUCCAUGGCAAUGCAAACCUUUGGUCAGAACACCAUUGAGGUGAUGCCAUCCCUAGACUACUAUAGGAACCUUUUCUCCACGUCUGCGACUGCCAAGCAGAGGCCAACGUUGCAUGAUCUUCACGAACCUAUCAAGGACCCUACACCUCAGGACGCUCCUUCUGAUACUGAGAGCCGGCAACCUCAAGUUUCAUCUGCAUCAAAGUUUGGCUGGAUCAAAGGAGUACUGAUAAGAUGUGUCUUGAAUAUCUGGGGUGUUAUGCUGUUCCUGCGUCUCACAUGGAUUGUGGGCCAGGCUGGAAUAUUAUAUGCAAGUGUGAUUGUCUUGAUGUCUGCUGUUGUCACCACUCUCACUACUCUCUCCAUGUCAGCCAUCUGUACCAAUGGGGAGGUCAAAGGAGGUGGGGCCUAUUACAUGAUAUCCCGUAGCUUGGGUCCGGAGUUUGGAGGUUCCAUCGGGCUGAUCUUCUCCGUUGCUAACACCAUCGCCGUUGCUAUGUACGUCGUUGGUUUCUCGGAGACGGUCGCUCUCCUGCUAAAGGACUACGAUGCCCAGAUGGUCGACCUGGUCAACGAUGUCAGGAUCAUUGGUAUGAUCACCAUCGUCGUCCUCCUGGCCAUCAUCUUUAUAGGCAUGGCAUGGGAAGCUAAGAUUCAGCUGGUCCUUCUGGUUGUACUCAGUAUAGCCAUUCUUAACAUGGUUGUUGGGAGUUUCCUUCCUGUAACCGAGGCUAAAGCUGCCAAGGGAUUCACUGGAUACAGAAAGGAUGUCUUUGUACAAAAUCUGAAGCCAGGCUUCCAGGAUGGAGAAACCUUCUUCUCCGUCUUCUCCAUCUUCUUCCCAGCAGCCACCGGUAUCUUAGCGGGAGCGAACAUCUCCGGAGAUCUUCAUGAUGCCCAGAAGGCCAUCCCCAAGGGGACCCUGUGGGCCAUCCUGAUCUCCACCGUCAUCUACGUGGGUCUCUCCUGGCUCAUAGGAGGCUGCAUGAUCAGGGAGGCCACAGGGAGCAUCGUCGACGUGAUAGCCGGGAACGUCACCACGGCAUGUCUCAAUGGGACCUUGGAGUGUGAAUAUGGGCUCGUCAAUGACCUGGCUGCAGCCAAGGUCAUCUCUGGAUGGGUGCCGUUGGUUCUGGCUGGAAUCUUUGCUGCAUCUCUCUCCUCGGCUCUGGCCAGCUUGGUCAGUGCACCAAAGGUGUUCCAGGCUGUGUGCAAGGACAAGAUCUUCCCUAAGAUUGAAUACUUUGCUCAUGGUGUAGGAGCGGGUGAUGAACCCAAGAGGGCAUAUGUUCUCACCUUCUUCAUCGCUGCGGCAUUCAUUGCUAUAGGUGAUCUGAACACGAUUGCUCCUCUCAUCUCAAACUUUUUCUUGGCUUCCUAUGCUCUCAUCAACUUCUCUUGCUUUUCUGCAUCCCUAGCAAAGUCACCAGGCUGGAGACCUGCCUUUAAGUAUUACAACAUGUGGGUAGCCCUUGUGGCCUCGGUCAUCUGCGUAGGAGUCAUGUUCCUCAUCAACUGGUGGGCAGCUCUUCUCACCAUCGCCAUCAUCUCCGGUCUCUACAUGUACGUCCACAGCACAAAACCAGAGGUAAAUUGGGGAGACUCCAACCAAGCAUUCUUGUACAAGAGAGCAAUCCAGACAACUAUCAAGCUAGGCAACGUACCAGAGCAUGUCAAGACAUUCAGACCUCAAAUCUUACUUCUGACUGGGCCCCCUAACUGCCGUCCAGCCAUGCUUCAUCUAUGUUCACAUAUCACCAAAAAUACCAGCUUGCUACUGUGUGGAAACGUUAUUAUAGGUGAACAACCAGAGGUUUUCAGACAACUCAGAACAACAGAAUAUGAGCAAUGGCUAAACUACAAGAAACUCAAGGCUUUCCUUGCCUUCACUACAGCACCAACACUCAGGAAAGGAGCACAACAACUCAUGCAGCUUGGAGGAUUGGGUAAGAUCCGUCCUAACACCAUGUUUAUGGGAUUCAAGAGAAACUGGAGUGCCUGCAAACCUGAAGACCUCUUAGAUUACGUUGGCAUCAUACACGAUGCCUUUGAUCUACAGCUGGGUGUGUGUAUCCUGAGGUUGCAAGAGGGUUCUGAUGUAUCAGCAGCUUUAGACUUUGAGAAGGAGGAGCCUUAUAACCAGAAGGAAGAUCUUCAGCCGGAAAAUGAGAAAGCAUGCAACAGCAUUACCACGCCAACCAUCACGAUCACGGGAACUACGCAAAAGGACAAUGCGAUGAAAGACAAUAUAGAUGAAGAAGACGAAGAGGAAGAGGAGGAGGAGAAAGAGAAGGAGAAUGCCAAGGAAUCCACAGCGUUGGUCCAUAACUCGGACAAUCAGACAAACAAUCAAUCACGCCCUCUAUUGACCAGCGAGAAGCUGGUACGCAACAUGCCGAUCGGCUCCGUCAUCAAGACCACACAGAAGUUCCAGGGCAAACAGCCCAAGGGAACUAUCGACGUCUGGUGGCUGUUUGAUGAUGGAGGUCUGACGCUGCUGAUUCCCCAUCUGCUCACCCAGAAGACCAACUGGCAGAAGUGCAAACUGAGGGUCUUUGCUAGCGGCAAGAAGGAAAGAGUCGAUGAUGAGAAGAGAAAGAUGGCUAACUUGCUGAGCAAGUUCCGUAUCCCUCACGACAGUGUGAACAUCAUUCCAAACAUCGGCAAGUUGCCAUCUGCAGCAAGUAUAGAGAAAUUCAACAAGAUCAUCGAGCCAUGGUUACUGAAGGAGGGCGAAGACCCCAAGGCGUAUCCAUGGAAGAUCUCAGAACAGGACGUGGAAUCGCUCAAUGAUAAGACAAUGAGACAAAUCCGCCUAAGAGAACUUCUUCAAGAGCACUCCAAAGAUGCCAGCCUUAUUGUCAUGUCUCUACCGAUGCCCAGGAAGAGCCUCUGUCCACCCAUCAUGUACAUGUGCUGGUUAGAAGUGCUUUCUGGUGACCUCCCUCCUAUGCUGCUCAUGAGAGGCAACCAAACCAGUGUUCUCACCUACUAUUCGUAGUAUACGCUUCAGUAGAACGGUCAUCUUAGGCAGGCUGAAUACACCCAAUGUAAUACAUCAUGCUUUAUAUGAGAGGCACACAGCCCUGUAGCUCUCCUUCUACUCAAAGUACAAGCUUCAAUAGAACGAAAGUUCAUCUCAGGCAGACUGAACCCACCCAUAUGUAAUACAUCAUGCUCCUGAGAGGCAACCAAAUUAGAGUGCGUACUGAUAGUACAUGCUUUCAUCUUGGGUAGUAUGAAUACACCUUAUCUAACUUUUCUAUCUAACAGAUGAAGAAGAAAUAGACUGCUUUGUUU
This is a messenger RNA of Strongylocentrotus purpuratus (purple sea urchin), 3740 nucleotides long. It is a transcript of the gene SLC12A2, whose product is annotated as solute carrier family 12 (sodium/potassium/chloride transporters), member 2. NCBI's taxonomy places the organism in Eukaryota, Metazoa, Echinodermata, Echinoidea, Camarodonta, Strongylocentrotidae. The coding region runs from base 199 to 3441 and encodes 1080 amino acids. Gene Ontology annotation, cellular component: membrane. Gene Ontology annotation, biological process: chloride ion homeostasis; cell volume homeostasis; potassium ion homeostasis. The transcript is spliced from 26 exons. The record is from RefSeq and is a predicted model, not a curated record. Gene Ontology annotation, molecular function: sodium:potassium:chloride symporter activity.